AUGCGCUGGACUCAAGAAAAUGAAGAAAUCCUCUGGCAGACUGUCUUCAGAACCCACUCAUUCCACAUGGACCUUACCAAGAUCGCUCAGGAAUGGCCCGGCGACGACAAACCUACUCCGAAAGCUCUCAAAGAGCAUCUUACCAAGUACCGCAAAAGCCUCGGCGGCGACGGCCGCAUCACAUUCGGGAUGACCGGCCUGAAUGCCGCUGGAACUCCUACCGGGACUCCUCGCAAGAAGGGCCCGGGCCCAACAAAGAAAGGUGGUGAUAGUGCACCAGCAACCCCCCAAAAGAGGGGCGCGCGUGAGAAGGGACAGGCGCUGGAGGAGACCGAGGAGACCGAGAUUGUUGUUGUAAAGAAAGAGGAGGUUGAGCCUACUACUGCGGACGAGGAUGAUACUGAUGAGAGCGAUGAUGUGAAGGUGCAUACUCCGAAGAGGAUUAAGAAGGAGAUUCAGGAUGAUGGCUUUCCCUAG
This is a messenger RNA of Aspergillus puulaauensis, 477 nucleotides long. RefSeq lists its product as uncharacterized. The coding region runs from base 1 to 477 and encodes 158 amino acids. The transcript is spliced from 3 exons. The record is from RefSeq and is a predicted model, not a curated record. Lineage: Eukaryota; Fungi; Ascomycota; Eurotiomycetes; Eurotiales; Aspergillaceae.